AAGCCCUCGCGCAAAUUACGUUUGAAGGGCGGUGCUGGACUCAACACAAGGAGGAGUGGAGUGUGGACGAUUAAAAAGUAAAGUUACAUGAGCUAACGCGGGACUAAACAUGACUCCCAAGCCUUAUAACCAUCUCAGAAAAAUAAGCGUGACAGUUUAAAGUAAGUCAAAUUGCGUGUUUCGGGUAGUUAUUCUUUAAAGCUAGGAAAAAGUUGUCCGGCUCGUGGUGGUUUAUGCUAACUGGAAGUACUCGACUCGGACGACUGGAGUCAUGGCUUUGAUAGCCACGGAGCAAGGCAGCAAAAUGAGCGUAGCACCGGCAAUUUAUGCCCCAGUUGGGCCCAGGAAAGACGCCUAUCACGGGAAAUCCCAAGCCAAAGAUGGAGACUAUUCCACGGACGGACUGCCCAAAGCGUUUCUUCACAGUUUGCGGACCCUUUUUGACAUCCUGGACGACGCCGGUCGCGGUUACGUCCAUAUAUCCGAGAUCGAGAGCCGCUGGCAGGGCGCCGACACUCGGGAGCUACCCGGCGGGGUGUUGAGCUGCCUCCGCCGGGUCACCCCUCCGCACGGCUGCCUCACGUUCGAGCGCUUUGUGGCGGGGCUUCGCUACUCGAUGCUUAACCCGGAGAAUCGCUGUCAGAUGAAGGCGCAGGCGGCUGUCCCUCCGCAGCCCGCCCCGCGGUCCGCGUGCACCCGGGUGGAGAAAAAGGUCCGCCCGUUGGCGCCGAGCAACGUGACCAACAUUCAGCCGCACCGGGCGUCCUCCCUGAUCAGUCGGCCCAGGCCGGAGGAGGGAGCCGGCCACCCGGUAUGCGGACCGGCCAGGUAUGGUGCGGGCUAUGAGAGACCCGGUCGGAGUCUUGAGCGGAUCCCGGCCCCUCAGGAAGCCGGCGGGUCUUACAGGGUGGAGCCGGGUCACGUCUCAAAGCCACCCCAGCAUCAGCAGAGCCGGGUGAGAUCCAUCGAGUCGCUGGCCCUGGAGUCACCCCAGCUCCAAGCAAGUGUUCCCAAAUCAACUUUGCCCAGAUCCCAAAGCGAGUCUGCGACGGGCUUCAGCGGAGGCUCCAGGCGACACAGCCGCGGUCGCGAGGAGCAGAGGCGCCACACGAUCACCAACGGAGUGGACUACGAAAUGCUGAAGCAAAUGAAGGAGCUGGAACAGGAGAAGGACUCCUUACUGGCGGGCCUGGAAGUGGUGGAGCGUGCCCGAGACUGGUACCAGGGCCAGAUCCACAAUGUCACCGAGAGGCAGCGGCAGGUCGGGCAGAACUCCCAAUGCACGGACUUUUUCACUGAAGCCAACCAGAGUCGCAUCAACAUUCUUAUUCCCAAACUACAGGAAGUCAACCGGUGCCUCAAUGACCUUAUUUGCUGCAAUGGAAUGCCGGGAGCACUCUCCACGACCUCGCAGCCACCGCUUCCUGCUCCACCACAAGCCAUCCUGAGACUGAAGGACCAGAACAGACUCCUCACACAGGAGGUGACCGAGAAGAGCGAGCGCAUCGCCCAGCUGGAGCAGGAGAAGUCGGCGCUGAUCAAGCAGCUGUUUGAUGCGCGUUCCCGCAGCGUCCAGGACACCAGCACCAUGGACUCCACCUUCAUCUGACCUUUACGCAGUAGGUCGGAUUCAUAAGACUGACGCCGUUUGUUUACCCGACUGACCCUUUGUGGCAGCCAUGCACCUUUUUCCAAAACCCCUUGACUGCAACUUGUAACGUCGUCACUCCACAAGCUAAUUGUGCACUCCGAGAGGCAGAAGCACUCCAAGGCACUGGACACCCAACCGCUUCAUUUUCUUGGCAGUCGGGCCAUCCCGCCCAGUUUUUAAUAGCCCAUAUUGAUAGCCCCGAAUGCAAAUAUACCAGAAACUAUGAUCCCCAAAUACCUAAAAUCUCAUUUCAUACUAGCCUUAUGAAAUCAAGUGGCUUAAAGGCGGUUUAAUUUUGAAAAAAAUGUAACAGAAGUGUGCAUGUACACGCACAGGCAGCAAAAAAAAAAAAUAA
This is a messenger RNA of Hippocampus zosterae (dwarf seahorse), 2006 nucleotides long. RefSeq names its product suppressor APC domain containing 2 (gene sapcd2). The coding region runs from base 272 to 1609 and encodes 445 amino acids. NCBI's taxonomy places the organism in Eukaryota, Metazoa, Chordata, Actinopteri, Syngnathiformes, Syngnathidae. The record is from RefSeq and is a predicted model, not a curated record. The transcript is spliced from 6 exons.